GAGUGUGUGUGUGGAGGAGAAACAUGUCCCAGAUCUGCGCUGAUUUACACCGGCCACUCCGAGGUGUUUCAUAGCGCGGCGACCACUGUUAUCACCCCGCAGUCCGGAGCUCCAGAGCUGAAGGUGAAGAUGAUGUCUGAGGAGACCCAGCACAGAGCGCUCGAGGAGGACCUGGAGUCCGAGGAGGGAGAUCUGGAGUCGUUUCUGGAGGAGGAAAGCAGCAGUGAACUCCUGGAACGUGUCAGAGAACUGCAAGCGGAGAACUCGGCUUUGUCCCUGGCCAAUGAGAGCCAGAGAGAAGCUUAUGAAAGAUGCCUGGAUGAGGUGGCUAACCAUGUCGUCCAGGCUUUACUCAACCAGAAGGAUCUUCGGGAGGAAUGCAUCAAGCUGAAAAUGCGAGUGUUUGAUUUGGAGAGGCAGAACAGAACACUGUGUGAACUUCUUCAAGAGAAAAUGCACAAUCAGUCAUGUGUUCAUCAGCAGACUGGGUCCUGCUUGGAACACAUUUCUGAGCUACAGCACACUGAUGCAAACAAACUGUUUGAGACUCAAAGAAAUGCACAAGCCAAGGGCAAUGGGGAUUGUGCACAAAAUAGCUUUCCCGAAACCCAAAGCACCACCACCUCCAUGGACGUCUUAUCUCCUUUCCUCAAAAAGAAAGCACACAUUUUGGAGGUGUUGCGCAAGCUAGAGGAGACGGACCCUCUACGCUACCAUCGUUCCCCUGGCAUCUCUUCCCUUUGUGAAUAUAGCCAAGCUCUUGUGUCCAAAGAUGCUGUAUUGGCCUGCAGAGACAACGUACCUAGGUGUAAUGCAGCUAAAACUCACUGUCCCCAUUCAUGUGCAGAGGUUUGCAUCUGCAUCAACACCGGAGAGCACAAUACCGUAAAGUGUGGAAGCUGUAACACGUGUCUGAUUUUAUCCAAUAAGGACUCGAUUAGUCUAGCUAACAGCAGCCACAGUUGCUGUCCUUCAAAUGCUAUCACUCUUGACAACCUCAAUUUGGCGCCGCCUGACUUUAAUAAGAAGAAAGAGUCUCAGAGCCAAACGAAGCCAAUCACAGGUACUAGCGAACUUAAAGUUGUCAGAAGGUCAGCUGAUUUGUCUGUUCCUGCAGUGGAGCAAGAUCUUGAACUGUCUAAUGAGCUUGCACAAGCAACAGAAGUGCCAGAUCCUAACCUGUCUGUGGCUGAGAGAGACCAUGACAGAGGGCCUGAUAAUAAACCAGCCAAUUCCCUUGCACUAACAGAAAGAGAGACGAAAGAUAAAAAUAGAAUUUCGGAUGGACUGAUGGACCAAAUAUCAGACAGGUCAAGUGGAAGCAUCUCUGAUGAACUUAUUAGUCACGGAAGUACAAAUGAUUCAAGUCUUCAGAAAGACUUUAAGCACUUAAAAACUGCACCAUCGCAGCACCUUGACAAAAUCAAAGGUUGUGAGGAGAUUUUGCAAGAUGAUGACCCUGAUAUCCCCUCCAACACCUCCAAGCUGCCUACUCUUGGUCUGAAGGACAGCUUACAGGAUCCAUAUCCAGAAAUCGAAAGCAGCAAAUCAGUCCAUAAAGGGCUGUUGUUUUCUCCCAAUGAGAACCAUACUGUCUCAAAAGUUCUGGAUGAAAUAUGUGUCCCUGUGAAAGAAACCACAAUAGAAGACUUUCAGGCUGAUGAAUCCAAGGUUGUUAAUCCAAACCAAGUAUGCCUGAGAGAAGUCAAGGCCUCCCCCUCCAAACUGCUCAAGUUUCUCAAGAUUCCCACCAUUGUGGAGCGUGUCCCAGCAGUCAAUCCUUCCCGUCUCAGCCCUCAGCUAACCCGUAGCUCAAAGAUCCCUUGUCGUAGCAAUAACUAUGAAUUGCAUCAAUCACCAGUUGCCCCCCGCAAAGCCACCACAGCAGAUAGACAAAAACAGCUACCUGCCCCUAAAUCUGAGUCUUACCCCUCUACACAUUCUGCACCAACCUCUUCACCCCAGUCUGAUGACCCCCCUCCAGUCGUUCCGAAGGAAAUAAGCUGUGGCAUUCCUAAAAGCAGUCGACUAAGCAAACCUUCACAAAUUGCUCCCCCACAAAAAACUCCCAAGAAAAUACCACACUACGAAAAUAUUACAGAUCCCUCCAUGUGCAGUAGCCCAGAUAUAUCCCAGGUUCUUGGAGAGGUAAGCUCUGCUCUACGUUAUGCCAGUUCUAACACAGAAAGAGUCAAAGGAAAGCAAGGAAACUUUGGUCUAGAGAGGCCUACAAGUCUCAAAUCUCAAAAGGACAGUUCACUAGGUUCUGACUUCUCAGACCAAGAGGAGAGCCCAGACAGCCCUGUCUGGCACAAGCAGGCCAAUCAUCGUAGUUUGCCUAGUCAGCCGUCCUCACAGAAGUCACAGCUGAGUGGUAUACGGUCUAGAAGCCAAGAGAAAAAUGAGUUAACGAAAGACCAAACACAAAAUGCAGGAUCACCCCUUAAAAGGAUUGACCCACCACCUAUUCCCAAAAAAACGGGCAUGGGUAGACACUCGGGUGAAUCCAGUCAUUCCUUUAAAGAGAGGUUGGCUGCACUUGGCAAGUUAAGGAACCCAGAUAAACCAACAGCAUGUUCCCAGCAAGCUGAGACAAAAGAAGUGCCUCUACGAACCAGUGACAAGAGCAAAACUAACAACAGGAGCUCUGACUGUAAAACUGAAGAACAUAGACUGUCAAAGAGUACAGAUAUAGUUGAAGAGAAGUCAUUUGUUUUAGGAUACGCGGAUAGUGCCGUCUCCAAAAAUAAUCAGUUACCGCUUGCUGACCAAGGAGUCAAAUCUCUACCUGCAAUUUCUAAACUGGAAAAUGAGUCAUCUCCCCUGCGAAUGUCCCCUGCGAAACCAGAAAGUCCAAAGUCCAAAAUGGCACCACCGUCUACAAAUUUAGAAGCUGCACAAGCUUUGCGAAGCUAUGCUAAAAGUACAUCACAUAGUUUUUCAUAUGGUGGAAAAAACAUACCCAGUCCCCACAGUAGUAGCCCUAACAAGAUACCCUUGAAAUCGCCAACAAAAACUGUACCGCCGUCUUUGAACCGAGAUGGGAAACCUAGUCAGGAGAUACCGAGGUACUUGUCCAAAUCUGAGGACAGAAACCAAGCUCGGACCAGUACGAAAAAAACCUCAGUUGCGGAUAGCCUUCCUCCACCACCGCCAAAGCCCAGUGAGUCAGUCGAAGAAAAGAGGCACUCUAUACCUAGCCCUCAGUCUGCCAUUGAGCAAAAGGUCAUGAAAGGUAUCGCGGAAAACAUGCUAAAGCUUCAAGAACAGGACAAGAGUCAAGUACCUGAGGUUAAACAGAAGGCUUCCAGUGGAAUUGCCAACUGGUUCGGCUUAAGGAAAAGUAAGUUGCCAGCUCUUAAUCGGAAACCCGAGGCAUCAAAAAGUAAAGAGGAUAAGAAGGAAUGGAAACUGAAUAUAUCCUCGAUGGGCAAGGACUCGAAAGUGCCUACUAAAAAGCCAGAGAGUGAGAGCUUAAACAUAUCCAUGCUGAUGGAAAAAGCAGAAGGACUGCACAAAGCUCUGGAAGAAGAACGGGCGUAUGUAAAUGGUGUUGCUUUGGAUCGGCAAGGAAAGGGACAUUCCUGUGAGGUGGUGAUGGACCAGGCUCAAGGACAGCUGUCUGUCAUGUACAGGGGAGUGCCAUCAGAUAACUUCAUGCAGCAGCUGCUUAAUCGGGUGGAUGGAAAAGAUGGUGGCGGGAUUGGUGUUACCCAUCGACGUCUGUCGUUUGACUGUAAUACCAGACCUGUCUUCAGCCAUCAUAGCGCUAGUGCUGUCAGCCAGACCAGAAGUAGCGAGGACAUGGAGAAGGCUGCUUCAAUAAUAAGUAAAAUGGACGGAGUAUCGGACGAGAACCUGGCUGACCUGAUUCAUCAUGAGCACUUUGCAGGCUCUGGAAUCUCCACACACACUCUGGACAGCGGUAUUGGCACGUUCCCACUUCCCGACUACAGUGCAAAUACAGGUUGUAAAAGCAUCCCCAAAGGGAAGGCCCAGGCAGACAACGAUCCCUCCUUUCCUCAGGGAAGACAUGGCUCAGGUAUGAAAAUUCCCCACAAGACCUGGACUCUGGAGAGAGAGCUGUCAUCGUUGGAGGAAGACUACAUCAUGGGUCAGGAAAUGCAUGGGACCGUAUUGGAAGGCGAGAUGGAACCCAGCCAUAUUGCUGACAUAGGUCAUGGAGAAGCUGUGUGUGGUGCACCCAUAAGAUCUGGUCCCACAAAAAACUGGACGUUUCCCAACCUUAAAGGAUCCACCGAAUCAUCUGAUGUUUAUAUUGGAGUGGGAGAGAGUUUAGAACAAGUAGCCCAGAAGAGCUCAUUUAGGAGGCGCACCAAGACUAGCGAUGCAGUGAUGAACCUUGACGGUGACCCCAGAAGCCUCCCACAGCCGUCUCAGCUGCGUCGAAGCAAAACUCGUCCUCCUCUCAAUCCAGAUGUGGUCAGGGAUCCGGGGCUGGAACUAGUCAGAGACAAGCCCGAUGAUGCUCUUUCACCUGGUCAACCCCAGGUCCUAGAGACCCCUGAGUCCCUUAGUGACUCUCUCUAUGACAGCCUGUCUUCUUGUGGUAGCCAGGGCUGAGAGGAACACUGGGAACACUGGUAACUCUUCUACACCCUGAUGCUGUGGGACUGGGAUUUUUUUCAUAGGUCAACAUUCACUCGCAAUACACCAACCGUUUGUCAGCAGAAGAUCCCCCAGUGUUUACUGUUUCUGCAAGAUUCACCUUUCUAGCCAAGAUUUUGUAACAGACAAAACCAGCAAGUGGGUGUGUAGUGGGUCUGAGUGAAUUUCUGUCCUCUUGUUGUCAUUUAAAAGCCUCAUUAAACCACAUUUUGUUCUCUUUCACGUGGUAGAAAAAUAGAUAUCAUUACAUUUUGUCCUUACUUGUGUUCGACAUUCAACACCAUGACAAGUCUUCCUGAUCUCUCUGAAUGUUUUCAUAUCUCAACAUAAGUGCACAUGUUUUGU
This is a messenger RNA of Trichomycterus rosablanca, 4974 nucleotides long. It is a transcript of the gene nckap5l, whose product is annotated as NCK-associated protein 5-like. Lineage: Eukaryota; Metazoa; Chordata; Actinopteri; Siluriformes; Trichomycteridae. The record is from RefSeq and is a predicted model, not a curated record. The transcript is spliced from 12 exons. Gene Ontology annotation, cellular component: microtubule plus-end. Bases 130 to 4584 code for a protein of 1484 amino acids. Gene Ontology annotation, biological process: microtubule depolymerization; microtubule bundle formation.